Messenger RNA from Nicotiana tabacum (common tobacco), 4057 nucleotides. Its product is annotated as pentatricopeptide repeat-containing protein At5g66520-like. The record is from RefSeq and is a predicted model, not a curated record. Gene Ontology annotation, biological process: RNA modification. Gene Ontology annotation, molecular function: RNA binding; protein binding. Lineage: Eukaryota; Viridiplantae; Streptophyta; Magnoliopsida; Solanales; Solanaceae.
AUGAUUUCCCACCAAAUUGACGCACUUUUCCAACGGUCCAAAACGACUCUCCAUCUUCUCCAACUUCAUUCUCUAAUAAUCAAAAUAGCUCUUGAUCACGACGAAUAUCGUCUUUCCCAGUUCAUAUCCUUCUCAUCUUCAAUAUCUCUCCAAUUUUCUCGCACAAUCUUCGAUAAUUCUCCAAUUACUCCACCAAUCUUCGCUUGGAACACACUGAUGAGAGCAUAUUCAAAAAGCUCCACGAAAAUUGAGUCCGUGAAGCUCUUUAACCAGCUUCAAAAAAUGGAAUUAAAACAAGAUAAAUUCACAUUACCUGUCGUGCUAAAAUCUUGUGGGCAUUGUUUGAUGAUUGGAACUGGUGGGUCGUUGCAUUCAAUGGCUUUCAAGUCCGGUUUCAGUUCGGACAUACAUGUGAACAAUACCCUUUUGAGAAUGUAUGCGGUAUUUGGUGCGAUCGGAUAUGCUCGGCGAGUGUUUGAUGAAAUGCUUGAGAGGGAUAUAGUUUCUUGGAGUUCUAUGAUAGCCGCUUAUGUUCAUUGUAACUUGCCUUCAGAUGCUCUGCUCCUGUUUCAAAGCAUGAAGCUAGCAAAUGAACAGCCAAAUUCCAUCACUUUGGUCAGCUUGCUUGGAGCAUGUACUCAUGUCCUGAAUAUCAGAUUAGGGAGAUGUAUUCACUCGCACAUUGUCACCAGUGGUAUUGAACUACAUGUUGAACUGGAAACAGCCCUCCUGGGAAUGUAUGCAAAAUGCGGGCAUAUAGAGCAGGCUUUCCACAUCUUCAAUUCAAUGGCUGACAGAAAUCUGCAGACCUGGACCAUCAUGAUUUCUGGCCUUGCCGAUAAUGGCCAUGGAGAAGAAGCUGUAUCCUUGUUUACCUGCAUGGAAGAAGUUGGCUUUAGACCGGACAGCUUGUCAUUUUCUGCGAUUCUAUGUGCUUGUAGUCAUAAAGGCCUUGUUGAUUUGGGCCGUAAAUAUUUUCAUAAAAUGGUAAGUAUUUACAACAUCAGGCCAACUAUGGAACACUAUGGAUGCAUGGUGGAUAUGUUUGGACGUGCUGGAGAAUUAGAAGAAGCUUAUGAUCUUAUAAAGAGCAUGCCUAUAGAGCCAAAUUCUGUGAUACUUAGGAGUUUCAUUAGUGCUUGUAAGCAUCAUGGUCGUGUUCCUUGUGCAGACGAAAAUAUAAGAGAUAUUCUGCUCAAAAUAGAGCCUGAACUCGGAUCAAACUAUGUACUUGCUUCCAAUUUGUCUUUUCUUUUUAAUUGCAAUGAUGCAAACAGCCUAAGAUCAGCGAUGAAAGUGAAAGGGAUAAAGAAACAUCCUGGUAGUAGUUGGGUGCAGCUGCUUGGUGGUUCUUCAGAGGACAGCAUUUGAAGGAUCUGGCGACGGUAUUCUGGUUUAUGCCAAUAAAAGAGGAGUGAUUCGGAUCCGAGUCACUGCUACAUUCCAGUAAAUAAGCUAUGGUGGAGGAAAAUGAGUUCUUUCUUUUUUGAUGAUGCCAUCAGGCUGACACACAACUUUAGAGGAGCUAGUGCUUUGACCAUUGGGAAUAGAGUUAUACUGGUAUUCUGGUAAUCUAACAUUUUUGCGUAAUUGGAAACCACUGAAAAAGAUGAAAAUUAUAUUCAUCCUGAGGCUCAUGGGAGAUAAUUUUUGAGAGGAACUCCACAUAAUUGGUAAAUUUGAAAGAGGGCAAGUUGUGAUCUGGACUAAUUAUGAAAUGGGAGUCCUGGAAGGAAAGAGGCUGUUUAUGUCAGGUCAGAGACACAAGUUGUCAUCCUCCUCGAAUUACAUUAUGACAAUCAACUAUACCUCUAUCCCAACCUAGUUGUGAUUGGCUGUGAGUCUCCUAUAUCCAUUCUAUCCUAUUCGAGCUCAAGCUUUUCGAUACUGGUAAACAAUUUGUUGUCUCCUUAAACUAUUGUCUUUUCAAACAAGGUGGUGAAGAUACUAUAUUAGAAUGCUAUUCAGAAGAUGGGGUUAACCUAAAUGACACCUUUGCAUGGGAUGCAACUCUGGUUAAAAACUAUGAGGUGUUGCUCUGUCUUGGGCUGACGACACGGGGAAACAAAUUGAAAAAGCUUUUUGAGUGUCAAGAGUCAUGCAAGCUUAAACUUUCUUUAAUGUAUGUCGUUACUUUGGUCUAGCCGAUUGUCACUGAACUUUAAAACUUUCAUGUCAUGCUGGAACUACGUCCUCUCCUAGAACCUCUAAAAUGAAGGACAAUCAAGGAGUGAACAUGUCAUCAAAGGCGGAUCCAGAAUUUAAGCUUAAUGGGUUUAACCUUGCACUAAACUCGUUGUACUGUUAAAAUGAUGGGUUCAGAUCUAAACUUGUUGAUAUUUUAGUAGGUUUUUACGUAUAUAAUUAUAUUCCAUGUCGAAAGUUUUGAGUUGAGAUGAACCCAUAACCAAAAGACUGCAUUCGCCUCUGCAUGUCAUGCUGGUAUAUUUUUGUUGUAUGUAAUAUUUGGAAAGUGAAGCUUUGGUAGUUUAAUUACUCAAACUAGAAAAAUUUAUUUGGGUUGAUAUAACUCCUUUUCACAAGUUAUCUACUUUUAAAGUAUUUCUCUGAACGCUCUGCACGUUCCAAUAUGCAUCACUUAGACAGCCAUUUGCAUGUGUAGUGUUGUGUAAAGCUUGACUUCAAGCCAUCAGGAAAGGGGGAUGCUCUGUAUACUCAUUAUAUGUUAAUCAUCUAUGUCAUUCACAUUCUAUGAUUUUAGUAUGAUUAAGCUAAUCUUCACAUAAAUAUCUUCUUUAUUAUCACACUAGCCCAUGACAGUUGAAUUGAUGCUUACAGAUUUCUUAAAUAGAUGAUCUUCGUAUAGAACAGCUUACUCCCCUGUUUUAUAGUUUGUUGAAUUCCUUGAACAAUUAAAUAUGUGCCGAGAAAUCUGCAAUCUAUGUUAACUUUUGUAGAUAUUUAAUAUUUGUAUUUGAAGAAGUGUCACAAAGCUUGCUUCGGUUUAUUGAUUUAUUUUGAUUUUAUCCUUGGAUUGUUGACUGCAUUUUUGUUGACUCCUAAAAACUGAUGGAUUUUGCUCGCAUCAUGCAAUAUUUUAGUCUAAUCUUUGUAGAGGAUAAUUUUUCUUAGAUUAUAAGACCUUUUAUUUUUGAUUUAUGAAGUCUUGUCUACCCUUGGGGGAUAUUAUGUGUACGAUAACUGAAUUGACUGAUUAAAUCUUUAUUUUCUUAACUUCUUUCUAAAGCACCCUUUUAUAUGCUUUACCUUUUCCGCUUACAUGAUUAUUGUCUUAGAGACAAUUUUUUUGUUAUAGUUUCCUGGACUACUUUUGUAAUUUCCUAUUUAUGGUUCUUUAUUAUGCAUAUCGUGACAUUCACGCCCGUUACCAUGUUACAUUAUUGCUAAUAUUCUCUGCUACUUGGUUGCUUUAUCUUCAUUGUUCCUUGAGUCGAGGGUCUAUCGGAAACAACCUCUCUAUCUCUAUGAGGUAGGGGUAAGGUCUGCGUACACAUUACCCUCCCCAAACCCCAUUUAUGGGAUCAAACUGGGUUUGUUGUUGUUGUAAAUUCAGUUCUUUUACUAUUUGCUAUGCUGGUUCAUUUGUCUCCAAUCUGUAUUAAGUUUUAGCUGUAUGAGAUACAUUACAUCAUUGUUUGUCGUUUGUUUUGGCAGAGAUAAGUAGAUGUUGGAGAUUGAUUGAUACAGGCGUCUGACGUUCCUAAAUGGUUCAUGAGUUUCUUUUGCAGGAAUUAAGGUUCUCUUUCCACCACUGAGUUCCUUAUCUGGAUGUAGAUCACUCACCUAAUUGGAGAAAUUUUGUACUACGUUUACCUAUUAUAAAACUGGCUUUGGAGGUAUUCACCCAGCAGAGUAGGAGUGCUUUUAGGAAACUUCGUGGUGAGCUGCUUACUUGAUACGAUCCGCAACACAUGGAGUCCAUCUUCCCUAUUCUUUAUAUCUAUCUUUGUAUCUUAUUAUUUUUGAACAGACCUUGUAUUCAAUUGGUAUCUUGUACUCUUAUUAGAUGCUUGUGACUAGUUGUGAGUCAGUGGUGUACACAAGAAAUUUUAUAAGCGGUGUCAUCAUUUAAAAA